Molecule: messenger RNA, 1422 nt
Organism: Hemiscyllium ocellatum (epaulette shark)
Lineage: Eukaryota; Metazoa; Chordata; Chondrichthyes; Orectolobiformes; Hemiscylliidae
Product: muscarinic acetylcholine receptor M2-like
Exons: 1
Coding region: 1-1422 (473 amino acids)
Biological process (GO): G protein-coupled receptor signaling pathway, coupled to cyclic nucleotide second messenger; chemical synaptic transmission; regulation of smooth muscle contraction
Cellular component (GO): dendrite; plasma membrane; synapse
Molecular function (GO): G protein-coupled serotonin receptor activity; G protein-coupled acetylcholine receptor activity
Source: RefSeq, a predicted model, not a curated record
AUGUGGAAAUCAUUCGAGGUAAAUGUGCCUCUUCAUAACCUAUCCAGAUUUUUUGAUAUUGAAGUUGGGGUUUCUUCUAAUACGAUCAAAGUCGCCUUCAUCGUGAUUAUGACAGGAUCUUUAAGUCUAGUGACCAUCGUUGGAAAUAUUCUGGUCAUUGUUUCUAUUAAAAUUAACAGACAGUUACAAACUAUUAACAAUUACUUUAUUUUGAGUUUAGCCUGUGCUGAUUUGUUUAUUGCUGUAUUCUCCAUGAACCUAUACACUAUUUACACAGUGAUUGGCUAUUGGCCUUUGGGUCCAGUGCUAUGUGAUUUAUGGCUCGCUCUAGACUAUGUUGCCUGUAAUGCCUCUGGUAUGAAUCUCCUUGUGAUUAGCUUUGACCGAUACUUCUGUGUGACAAAGCCUCUCAGUUAUCCAUUGAAAAGAACGACACAAAUGGCAAGGAUGAUGAUUGCAGCUGCUUGGCUGCUCUCAUUUCUCUUGUGGGCUCCUGCCAUUUUCUUCUGGCAGUUUGUUGUAGGCGAACGGACAGUCCAAGAGGGCGAAUGUUAUGUGCAGUUAUUCUCUAUUCCAGCUAUUACCUUUUGCACUUCUGUCAUCGCUUUCUAUCUUCCUGUUACUAUAAUGGUAAUUUUAUAUGUGAAAAUAUCUCGUACCAGUAACAGUUCAAUCACGAAAAAUAAAGUAGUAUCUGGACAGACGAAAGACAGUGUUUACCCUGGAAUAUCCCAAAUAGUACAGGAUAAAAUAAUAAAGUUGAAUGAUUACACUAGCGCAAAACCUAAGUGUCACUUUCCACAUAUCAAAAGACAAGAUGAAGAAAUUAAUGUGAACAUAACAACUGACAAUUAUACACAAGAGGGGAAGGGGCACCAGAAUGAGUCACUUUGCCUUGGGGUUCCUUCAUUGAACAAGAAAGGAAAAAGGGGGGUAAAAAAUAAUUAUUCUACGCAAAAUGGUUUCAGAACUAACAACUCCAAACACUCUUUCAUAAAUAUUAUUGGAAAAUUUGAAAAAAGAAAUAUUGGUAACAGUCGGGCCAAAAUGGCGCCACGAGUUUUCGAGAAGAAAAUGAACGAAACGCCGAUAAAAGACUCGUAUAGGACAGUGAAAAUUCCCAAGAGGAAAGUUAAGAAGCCAAAUAGAGUUGCAACGCGAGGGGAGAAAGUGACAAGAACAGUCUCGGCUAUCCUUUUGGUAUUUAUCAUCACGUGGAGCCCAUACUUUGUCAUGGUGCUCAUUAGCACGUUCUGUUCCAUCUGCAUCCCCAACGCACUGUGGACUAUUGGAUACUGGCUUGCUUACAUCAACAGUACUAUCAAUCCAGCUUGUUACGCACUUUGUAACGCUACUUUCAAGAAAACCUUCAAGUAUCUUCUGCUGUGUCAGUACAAAAAGAGCACUUGUACCACAAGAUAA